AUGACCUCUUCAGAUCCAUCCUCUCUUGCGGGCAAGACAGCCCUAGUCACUGGUGGUAGCCGAGGCAUUGGUGCCGCCAUCGCCGUCCAGUUUGCGAAAAAGGGCAUCACAGGCAUUGCGGUGACAUACGCCAACAGCCCCGAAGCCGCCGAGCAAGUCCUUGCCACCUGUCGGGAGCUAGGCGUGCAAAAGACCGUGGCAGUACACGCGGACCUCCUCGACACCGAAAUCGGCCCUAACCUGAUCCCGAAGGUGCUCGCCGGCCUGGAGACCAAGACGCUCGAUAUUAUCGUGAACAAUGCUGUUGUUGUCGAUUUCAGUCUGAUGGAGCCUUUUGAGGGCAUCACUCUCACCGCGUUCUCGAAAGCCAUGCAAGGCAAUGUCUUUGGCCUGAUCAGUAUCGUCCAGGCAGCAUUGCCCCAUCUUCCUCCACACGGCGGUCGAGUCAUCAACAUUUCCAGCAUCACCUCCAAAACACCCAAUACCGACCCUAUGAUGGUUUAUGGCGCCUCCAAGGCUGCGGUGGACAGCAUCACGAGGUCCCUUGCGCUGACGUACGGGAUCAGGACUGGGGCGACAUUCAACUCGGUCAGCGUCGGAGGAACACUCACUGAUGCGAUGAAGAAGGUCAUCGAGCUUGUUGGCCCGGCUGCGGAGCAACACGCCAUUGACGAUUAUACCGCUGAGAAGCGGAUCGGGGUGCCUGAGGAUAUUGCUUUCGUGGUUGGAUUCCUCGCUAGUGAGGAAGGCCGUUGGAUCAAUGGGAGUCAUGUAGCUGCGAAUGGGGGUAGCAGGGGAUUGCUUGCGCUUCAGGGAUGA
This is a messenger RNA of Cladophialophora carrionii CBS 160.54, 819 nucleotides long. RefSeq lists its product as uncharacterized. Lineage: Eukaryota; Fungi; Ascomycota; Eurotiomycetes; Chaetothyriales; Herpotrichiellaceae. The transcript has a single exon. The record is from RefSeq and is a predicted model, not a curated record. Gene Ontology annotation, molecular function: oxidoreductase activity. The coding region runs from base 1 to 819 and encodes 272 amino acids.